AUGGUUUCAACAGAGGGCUUAAGUGAUAUUAAUGAAUAUCCUGUAUCAGAAUGGGGUGAUGAUAUUUAUUUUGGAGAUGAUGAUGAUUAUGAAGAAGAACUUAAUUUAAAGACAAAUAGUGAUAUAACUACUAGAAGUUAUUCAAGUAGACCAGGUACAAAUAAAUCAACAGGUUCACAAUUACGUGGAGAUAGUAAACGUAUUCGUUUGAAAUAUUCAUAUCCUCCUGUUAUUGGUUUUGUAAGUAGUAAUGUUAAACGUGAUCCAAAUAUUGAUUACAUUAUUGAUUCACAUAAAGCAAAUAUUAUUGAAAAUCCUUAUACAAGAUUAGCUCAAACAACAUUACAAGCUUUUCGACCACGUUUAAUGACAAAUCUAACAGAAAAUCAAGUACAUUUUAAUGAUACAAAAGAUCCAGUAAUUGAUUCAACAAAUAAUAAGACUGUAAUUCAAUUUGAUAAUAAUAAAUGGGAUGAUGGAUCAAAUAGUGAUGGUGAUACAGAUAUUAUAUCGAACGAUCAAUCAAGUUUACAAAUUUAUGAAGAAACAUGUAAACGUUUAAAUAUUUCAAUAUGUUCAAUGAUUUUACAAUCAUUAAAUACAACAAAAAUCAAUUUAGAAAACUAUGGACUUGGACCAAAAGGAUCAGCAUCAUUAGCUGCAGCUCUUAUACGUAAUACAACAGUUUUAUCAUUGAAUCUAUCAGGAAAUAAUAUUGGAAAUACAGGCAUGUCUUAUAUCUAUCAAGUUCUUAAAGAAAAUAGUUAUGUUGAAGAAUAUAAUCUUUCGUAUAAUAAUCUCGGCACCAAAGGUAUUCGUAAAUUAGCAGCUGGAAUUGCUUCUUGUAAUCAAUUAAAAUGUUUAAAUAUUGCUGGAAAUGAACUAAUAGCAAGUGAUAUUAAUAUUUUACUAUUACAAUUCGAGGAACGUUCGAAUAUUCGAGAUCUUAAUUUAAGUCAUAAUCAAUUAAAUGAAGAAGGUGGCAUUUCUAUUGCUAAAUGGCUAUGUGAUGAUAAUGUUUUACUUAAACUUGAUUUAAGUUGGUGUAGUAUUCGUUUAAUGGGUGCUUGUGCUUUAGCUAAAGCAAUUGGUGAUAAUAAUAGAUUAAUAUCACUUGAUUUAUCAAAUAAUAGUUUUACAAAUGAUACAGUUGAAUAUUUAACAAAUUCAUUAACACGCAAUAUGGUUUUGAAUGAUUUGAAUUUAUCUGGGAAUCAAAUUUUUUGCCAAUAUAAUACAUAUAUUGAAGAAAAUCCAUCGAGUUUAAUUACGGGAAAUAAUACGUCUAUUUAUGAUCUACUUGUCGUAGCUAUGACAAAUCAAGUAUUAAAAAGAUUUCGAUUAGGACAUAAUCAUCUUGAUACACGUUGUAUGAUAAUUAUAUUAGAAGCAUUAUCAAAACUUGAUAAUAUAUCAUUAGAAGAACUUGAUUUAACUGGUUUAACAUUAAAUUCAAAACAAAUUUCUCAUGUUGAAAAACUUUUUGCAAAUCAUAAACAAUUGAAAUAUUAUAUUGAACCAAUAAAAAAAACAAUAGAACAAUUUGUUAAUCAUCUUUUAAAUUUAAUUCAUACAUAUUGUGAUGAAAAUGAUAUUGAUUUGACGGAUUUAUUUAUUCCAUAUGAAGAAAAUCGGGUGUCAGUUACUUAUGAUCAAUUUCUGUUUAGUUUAAGAAAAGCUAAAAUACCAUUUCCAAUUGCACAAAUUGAAAAUAUUAUGAAAUAUUUGGGAAAAGACAAUGAUCAAGGAAAAAUCUUUUUAAGAUCUUGUUCGAAAGAUGAUGAUUCAUUUCAUAAACAUACUCCAUCAUCACUUAAUACUUUAACACCACCAUCCACACCACAUAUGGAUUUAUUACGUCAACAAUAUGCUUAUUUAUCAACUAAUCCACAACAAAAUUAUCUUCAUUCAUUUACCUAUGAUUGUCUUAUGGCACAACAAUUGCUUGAUAAUUAUCGAAUCUUAACUGAACAACAAAAAUAUGGUUAUACUUCAAGUGAAGAUGAAACAAUAAAUGAACAUUUUCGAAAAUCAUUAGGAGAUAAUUAUGGUAAAUUUACAGAUCGUUGUUUUACUCCUGAUGAUUCCUCAUCGAAUAGUUCAUCUAUUGAACAAACUUCAGUCGAUUCAAUCGAAGAACAUUUCGCUCGUUCCCUUGCGAAAUUUGGGUCAAUGAAUCCUGAUGAAAUUUCAUCGAUUAAUCGUCAAAUAACUGAAUCUGUUGUUGAUGAUCAUUUUGCUAAAGCAUUAGGUUCAAAAACAUGGCAAAAAUUAAAAGAUAAAUUAUAA
Adineta steineri is the source of this 2289-nucleotide messenger RNA. Lineage: Eukaryota; Metazoa; Rotifera; Eurotatoria; Adinetida; Adinetidae. The record is from the annotation of a GenBank genome assembly.